AUGUCAAAUCUUGUUGGUAUUGAAUAUAAUAGAGUUACUAAUGUCACUUCAACGGAUUUUCCAGGUCAUCAACCAGGUGAUCAUUCUUGGGAUAUAGAAAAAUUUAAAGAUUCUUUUGAUAUAAAUAUAACUAAUAUUUCCGACGGAGUUGCAACUUUUGAUUUAAUUCAUAUUGAUACUUCCAUUGCAAAUGCUUUCCGUCGUAUUAUGAUUGCAGAAGUUCCUUCAGUUGCUGCAGAAACUGUUUAUGUGUUUAUGAAUACUUCUUUUAUACAAGAUGAAGUUUUGGCUCAAAGAAUUGGUUUAAUUCCUUUAAAAGUUGAUCCAGAUCAGUUAUCUUGGGUUGAUAAAACUAUUGAUGAAAAUGAUAGAUAUACUGAAGAUAAUACUAUAGUUUUAUCAUUGAAUGUUUCAUGUUCAAAAAAUUCAAAUUCAAAAUCAUCAAAUGAUCCGAAAGAAAUGUAUAAAAAUUCUCAUGUAUAUGCAAAAGAUUUAAAAUUUGAACCUCAAGGUAUACAGCAAGAAAAAUUUAAAGAUUCACCAGUUGUUCCAACAAAUCCUGAUAUUUUAUUAGCAAAAUUGAGACCAGGUCAAGAAAUUUCAUUAAGAGCUCAUUGUAUAUUGGGUAUUGGUUCAGAUCAUGCUAAAUUUUCACCAGUUGCAACUGCUUCAUAUAGAUUAUUACCAGUUAUAAAUAUAAAAGAACCAAUAACUGGAGAAUUGGCUAAAAAAUUUAAAAAAUGUUUCCCGCCUGGAGUAAUAGAUAUUAAUUCAAAAGGUGAAGCAUAUGUUAAAGAUGCAAGAAAAGACACAGUUUCAAGAGAAGUUUUAAGACAUAGUGAAUUUGAUGGGAAAGUAAGUUUGGGUAGACAAAGAGAUUAUUUUAUAUUUAAUGUUGAAUCAACAGGUGCAAUGAGUCCAGAAGAAAUAUUUUUUAAAUCAGUUAGAGUAUUGAAAAAUAAGGCAGAAUAUUUAAGAGCUUGUCCAAUAAAUCAAUAA
Insectozyma verbasci is the source of this 999-nucleotide messenger RNA. Lineage: Eukaryota; Fungi; Ascomycota; Pichiomycetes; Serinales; Debaryomycetaceae. The record is from the annotation of a GenBank genome assembly.